Molecule: messenger RNA, 873 nt
Organism: Jatropha curcas
Lineage: Eukaryota; Viridiplantae; Streptophyta; Magnoliopsida; Malpighiales; Euphorbiaceae
Source: RefSeq, a predicted model, not a curated record
GGUUAUGCAAUGGGAAAUCCAGGAACAGAUUUAUUUAUCGAUUUCAAUUCAAGAAUUCCCACAGCCAAUCGAUUGGGUCUCGUAUCAGAUGAACAUUUUGAGGCAGCAAAUAUUAGUUGCAAUGGCACGUUUUUUCCUCCUCCAACAAAUAAAGAAUGUGUCGAAGCUAUUAGCGCUAUUAACGAGUUGCUCUGCCAUAUAAAUCCAACCCAAAUUUUAGAUCCUAUCUGUAGAAGUGAAUGUGCGACUUCGACCCAAACCCGUCUUGAAUCCGAGUUUAUAUACUCUUUAAUAGAACUUCCGAAUGCUGAUUACAAACAAUGCAGUAAAUAUCGCCAAUCUAUUACUGAAAUAUGGGCAAAUGACAUAGAUGUCCAAGAAGCUCUUCAUGUUCAACAGGGGUCAGUAAGUUCUUGGUCAUACUGUAAUGACACAUUGAACAGUGUUUAUGUCCAUGACAUCUCAAGUGUUCUUGCUUAUCAUCAAAAUUUUACCAAGUCUGAUCUUCGAGGUUUGAUAUACAGUGGAGAUCAUGACACUGGAAUUCCAUACAUUGGAACACAACAAUGGAUAAAGUCUCUCAAUUUGCCUUUGGUAGAGGCCUGGAGAGCAUGGACAGUCAAUAAUGAAACUGCUGGAUACACAAGGCAAUUUGUGAAUGGAAAUUUCAGCUUGACCUAUGCAACUGUAAAGGGAGCUGGCCAUUUUGCUGCAGAAUUUAAAGCUGAGUGUUCUGCAAUGGUUGCUAGAUGGAUGGCUUAUGAACCUCUCUAAUUUUUUUUUUUUUUUUUGGAACCUCUCUAAUGGUUUAUGCAUUUGAUAAUCCUCACAUUAAAAAUUUAUAAUAAAAUGAGGAUUUUUAUUAAGCGUUUA